Adineta steineri is the source of this 531-nucleotide messenger RNA. NCBI's taxonomy places the organism in Eukaryota, Metazoa, Rotifera, Eurotatoria, Adinetida, Adinetidae. The record is from the annotation of a GenBank genome assembly.
AUGGAAAUGUCGAAAUGUUUAUGUCUUAUGAUUAUUGCUGUGAUUGUCAUUGCAAGUAAUGCAUCACCAUCCAGAGAAAGACGCAAUGGUGGUGGUGGUGGUGGUGGUGGUGGUGGUGGUUCAGGAUCGAAUUGUGGCAAUGACAACAAUGAAAACAACCAGCAACCAACAACGUAUAUUGUUGCUCCAUCCAAUAAUGGAAACGAUGGUGGCAAUGGUAACAAUAAUAACCCAAACUGGAAUGGUCAACAAACUUAUACGCUUACUCCAGACAAUUAUAUUAUUAACAAUCAACAAACUUACAACACUACAACAAUAAAUAAAUGUUCAUCAGGCACAACUCACUGUUGUAAUAAUUAUGCUAGUUCAAAAGUUACAUGCUCUAAUGCUGCAACAGAUGGUUCUAGUGGUGAUCAAUAUAAUGGAUGUUAUCAAGGUCAAAGUUGUUGUCAAGGAAAUAACAGUACUGGUGUUCUUAGUCUUUCAUGUUCAUCAGUUUCUACUAGUUCCUCUCCUGAUGACAGCAGCUAA